Molecule: messenger RNA, 4605 nt
Organism: Schistosoma bovis
Lineage: Eukaryota; Metazoa; Platyhelminthes; Trematoda; Strigeidida; Schistosomatidae
Source: the annotation of a GenBank genome assembly
CGGUGGAAUUAGGCCAAUUCUUAAUUUAAUCAACCAACCAAUUAGUUAAAUAAUCAGCCUUUCAUUUAAUGACUUAGAAUAUAUUAAUCAAUACAUUGAUUAAUUAAUAUUAUUAUUCACAAUUCACCAUUGUUAACCAUAGUCCAUCUAGUCUAAUAAAUAAAGACGUUUACUGUUAUCAUUCAUCUUAUCUACUGUGAUAUAUCGAGUUAUGGAGAUAUUAUCAGACUCACAAAUGCAUAAACAAUCAAAAUUGUUUAUGGAUCUCCCAAUCAAUAAUUCCUCCAUCUUUCUCCAGGAUACUUUUAAUAAUGUUUUAUAUGUACUUAAACAAUACUAUCAUUUCAUCUUUGACUUGGGAGAGUAGUUCCUUUGUUACGAAAACAUAAUAAGUAAUAGAUACACUCAUAUAAUCUGUUGGAAACGUUUACAUCGUUUUUUUCUACUGAACUAAGAAGACAAUAAAGAUCACUGGCAAUGAAAAAAGUGGACGAUACUAGUGUCAUACAAUCAACUACUUUCAAUAAAUCUGAUUUCUCAGCUGAAAAUGAUGUUAAUUGUAAUCCUAAUCCAUCCUCGAGUUUAAAGAGAACCGCUUGUCAAGCUGGGUCUUCUGAAGAUAACGAUGAUCCAGAAUAUGCUCGGAAAGUAAUAGUUCUGGAACCUGAGGUGUCUAGUGUUCAACAGAAUAGUGAAAUAAAAUUGCCUGAAACAAUUCAGAACACUAUAUCUGGACCGACUGUCACAUCCAACUCUUCAAUCUUGAAUACAACAACUAAAGCUGUAGUAUCUAACACAAUCAGUUCAACUAAUAAUAUCAAACCAAUUGGAACAAACUUACAAAAUAAUUAUGGAUCUUCUCCUAGUGUUUCUGUGCAUCAACCAAGGCAGCAACAACAAACAUCAGAAAAGACAUCAGUGACUACUACACCUAGAACUAGUACACGUAGACUUCAUGUUUCGAAUAUUCCUUUUCGGUUUCGAGAAGCUGAUUUACGGUCUUUAUUAGGUCCUUUCGGUCCGAUAUUGGAUGUUGAAAUAAUUUUCAAUGAAAGAGGUUCUAAAGGUUUUGGGUUUGUUACAUUCAUGAAUGCAGCUGAUGCAGAGAAAGCACGCGAAAAUCUUAAUGGGCAUGUCGUAAUGGGUCGGAAAAUAGAGGUAAACCAUGCAACUACACGAGUUCUUACAAAGAAGCGUACUGAUAAUGCAAUCUCAGCUGGAGGAAAUAAAGCUUCUAACUUUACCAACCCAAAUAUUGGAUUGAAUAAUUACACUAGUACUUUGGCUUCGAGACCACGGAUUACUGGGACAUCUGUAGGAACUAGUAAUAGUGUUGUUGCUGCAGCAAUUUCAGCUGCUGCUGCUGUAGCUGCAAUGUCAGGUUCAGGAAUUGUCAAUAAUCAUACUUUAAAUGGACUAUGUCAUUUACCAAGUUUGCAUUCUAGUAAUUUAUCCGGAAACAAUUUAAUUUUGAAUCAGAAUAAGUCAUCAUUAUCACCGUUAACAUCAUCUACAAUAUCUACAGUAACAUCGACAUCUAUUCCAUCGUUGUCGUCAUCAGUCUCAUCAUCAUCAUCAUCAUCAUCAUCUGCAGCUCUAGUUAAUCUUCUUAAAGCUCAACAUCAACAACAGAAUUUAGCGGCAGCUGCUACAGCGGUUGCUUUACAACAACACAAUCAAUUGAAUGGUACUAACAGUCAAAAUACUCAAGCUUUACUUGCUGCUCUUAUGCUUCAAAAUCUCAAUACUCCCAAUCAACUUAUCAAACAAUCUUUAAGUAGCCUUUCGUUUCCAUUAGAGAAUGUCGUUUCCAAUCUCCCAAUUCAAACACAGCCACAACAAUCACAGACAACCAUGUUCAACAGUAGUAAUAGUAAUAAUAGUAACAAUAAUGUUAAUUAUGCUACUAAUAAUAUUGGUACCAACAGUCCUGGUCUAAAUCCGCUUACCUUACUCGGAAUAAAUAAUCCAAGCAUGAAUCAAUCAAAUAUUGGCUCUGAUCUAUUAUUAAAUCCUCAACAUAUUCGAUCAUAUCAAAUGCUAAAACAAACACUUGGAAAUGUAAACCCAAUUAUUCCAAAUAACCUUUCUCUUGCUACUGCUCCAUUCUUAGCUUCAAAUCUAAAUUUUCCCACACCACAAAUUGCUUUACCGCUAAUAAAUCAUUCUAAUAAUGGACAAAAUUUAAAUCUUUUCACAUCAUCUUCAUCACCAUCAUCAUCAACACCAACAUCUAUUGGAUCAUCGAUACAACUGGGAACAAAUUUAGAUUUAAAUUCAAAUGAAACUAAAUUGUGGUUAGCUUCAUUGAUUGGUAAUAGUAAUAGUUGUAUACAAUCAGAUUUAGGCAUAGCUAAUAAUAAUUUAACGAAUCAAAUUUAUCAAAUGUAUAAAUCUAAUGCAAAUUUAAAUGAUACUACUAAUACUACUACUACUACUAAUAAUAAUAAUAUAGUAAUACAUUAUUGAAAGUUAAUUCUUUGUCAAAGACACAAUUGAAUAUCAAUGAAAAUAAAACUAGUUCAUCAAAUACAUUGACAGAUACUACAAAUACUGGUAUUUCACAAAUUCAUGAUAAUCGAAAUAAAAAUAACGAACAUACUUUAACCUGUUUUACAUACAGGGGGUUUCCCCGCGUGGGUUCGAAUCCCAUCCCCGUCGCCAAUUGUUAUGUCUCAAAGUGACAGCCGAUUAUAUGACAGUGACUUAUCGAUCGGAUCAAGGUUUCAGAGACUCGAUAGUCUAUUCUGGUCCGUUGUCCCCAACUCUGCUAACUCGAUCAAGAAGUCUGGGUAAGGUGUAGAAAGUGUAUUCUACAGACAAACAGCAGAUACCAAGUCAGGCAGGCAGAUCAGAUCAAGCAUACAAGUCAAGCGUAUUUAUACAAAUAUUUACAAUCGAUAUUGUCAUGGAAGAUUUUUGAACAUUAAUCAACAAUUGACUGCUAUUUGAACAUUUAAUCGAUAGUUCAUCAAUUGACCUAUUUGUACAUUUAAUCGAUAGUUCAUCAAUUGACCUAUCUGCACAUUUAAUCGAUAAGUAAAUUACAAAAUAUGAGUUUUGGGGAUCUAUCGUCCCCAACAGACUUGUAUAAGUGAUCAAAUUUGUUUGUUUUAUACUUUUUAAUAUGAGAUUAGAUUUUUUCAACGAUAGUGAACCCAGAAAAGUUAGUCUACUUGAUCUGAAUAUUUUCUCUAAGUAUUAAAAAGAUUGUUUUAAGUUAUUUGAGUUUUCUUUAUUUAGUGUCUUCUGUGUGAUUGAAUGGAUUUAUUAGGUAUAAUUUCUAAUGGUUUAUCUAGAGAUUGAAGGCUAUAGGUUUCUAGUCAUAGAUACCUUUAGAGUAUUACUUGCAAAUAGUGAAAUGACCGAAUGUGCAAUGUUUGAGACUAAGGGCAGGGUACUGGGUAAAUAUGAUAAAUCACUUGAUGAGGUUGUGGAUAUCCACUGAGGUGUUUAGAACGUGUGUCGCGUAUCCUCAACCACCUCCUACCAAAACAGGCGAUGUUAGUUGGUGUAGAAGUACGUCAGAAUGUAAUUCAAUGUGUUCAAACCAAACACAUGACAUCAGUUCAUAAAACCAGCUGUUGUUGUUGUUGUUGCUCUGAGCCAUGCUGGUAGAUAAAGACUACUUGAUUGAGGUUCACACGAUAAUCACGAUCAAUAGUUGAAAACGUUGUAAGCGGUGACUCAUAGUCGAUCACAGCAACAAGCAUAAAUCAACUCUUUAUUUUCUUCCAAAUCUUCAGCUCCCGACCAUUGCUGCUAUCUUGAUGUGGUGGUCGGGCUUCCCUAUCGUGCUGAACCAAUCAAGCUAUACUAACUGGAACAAUCAUUCCUCAAGGUCUUGCCAUGCUAGACAGAUCGGUUGAAGAGCGGUAAGACUGGAAGCAGCAAACACAAAGUCCGAGGGUGAAGUCGCACUGCUGACUUUAAAGAGCUGUGACGGCACUGAGAUAUUUCCCUCAGACAACCAGUAUAACGGCGAUGCUGUCUAGCCACAAAGAAAGGGUGAGGUUAGAAAAGGUUGACCCUAAACAUGCACACCUCACCUUAUCCCACUGAAAUCCGUCUCUGGCGCUAAGGUCCCAAUAAGAACGGUGCUAACAAGAAAACUACUCACAAAAGUGUCUGUGACCGAUCUCAAGUGACUGUUCAUUGAGCACUGCGGUCACGCUCUCUGGUCACUCGGUCCAGCUCUUACCCAAUUUCCUUUCCAGGUGCCUCUGGAAGAACUUUACCAUGGUGUGGGCAACCUGGAAGUGAUAACCACCCUCAUACCUCCAACAACGGUCAUCAGGUUUUAUAACAUAGGCAUGUUUAUCGGCGUCUGAGAAAGAUGGUUUUUCUUGACUUAAAAGCAGCGUUCGACUCUGUAGACCAAGAGGUGCCGUGGCAGUGUCUGUUAUUGAAAGGUGUACCUCAGAAGUAAAUAAACCUUGUGAAGACUCUUUACUCGAACACUACUAGUCGAGUCAGAGCUUAUGGCGAACUGUCAUCUGCUUUUGCAACCUCAAGUGGUGUCCGUCAAGGCUAACCACUAUCUCCACAUCUGUUCAACUUCAUCAUAGACCUACUGAUGGAAAUAACGCUCUCAUCGACUGAAUU